This is a messenger RNA of Pseudovirgaria hyperparasitica, 846 nucleotides long. RefSeq lists its product as uncharacterized. NCBI's taxonomy places the organism in Eukaryota, Fungi, Ascomycota, Dothideomycetes, Acrospermales, Acrospermaceae. The coding region runs from base 1 to 846 and encodes 281 amino acids. The transcript has 2 exons. The record is from RefSeq and is a predicted model, not a curated record.
AUGUCAGGAUCUCAACAUUAUCCGCAAGAGCAGUCUUCGUCUGCGCAGUCCGCUCCGCAUUUUCCACAAAAUUUCGGGGUUCCCGGCUUGCCCACACAUUUCUGGAAUCCGACAACGACGGCCUUCAAGGAGAUUGGCAAAUUAUACUCAAGAGGAGCGAAGUAUGAUCAAGAAGAUGUGGUCUGGCACGCUUGGGAUGCCAUUCUACGCCUUUACUUCCCUGAGGUCGAUGAUGCCAAUGGCGUAUCGUGGUCCAUUCGAAGAGAGGCAUACAGAGGCCUCCCCCCAGUACAGUCACCAUCUCAAACCAAGCCGGACGUCAUUGCGGUACGACUAAUGUCACUUCCUCGUCAACCUGGCCAAAUUCCACAAGGCACGGGAAGGGAUUUUCUUUGGGUAGAAUGCAAAGCGGCAAACCACGACACCCCGCAUGGCUGGAAGGACCUUACGAGUGAAGCAGUAAUACGUCUAGGUCACGCUCAUCCUGACCGUCCAUUAAGUUUGAUUCUUGCAAUCGGAUGGAAGUGCAUGCUGUUCACUUGGGACCCCACAGACAUACUGCAGCAGGCACAUGUGCCCAAUUAUAUCUUGUCUCGAGAUAGGUCACAGCAUUGGCCUGUAGACGUUCGUAUCAAGAGUGCACAUGCCUUUCCAUGGGCAAAUCCAAUAUCUGGUGCUAUCACACCAGAUAAUGCUUUCGAACUCGAUUCUUGGACUUUGGCACCACCAACUGCUGGACUGAAUGUACUUUAUAAUGGCGGAAACCUUGGCAUUAUCGAACACUUCUUGGUUACUGUUCGAUUAAUGCCAUACCAUUUGCAUGGCGUGAAUCCUGCAUCAUUCUGA